Etheostoma spectabile (orangethroat darter) is the source of this 862-nucleotide messenger RNA. RefSeq names its product myotubularin-related protein 5. Gene Ontology annotation, biological process: regulation of Rab protein signal transduction. The coding region runs from base 257 to 862 and encodes 201 amino acids. Gene Ontology annotation, cellular component: cytoplasmic vesicle. The transcript is spliced from 8 exons. The record is from RefSeq and is a predicted model, not a curated record. Lineage: Eukaryota; Metazoa; Chordata; Actinopteri; Perciformes; Percidae.
GGGCCAGGAGGAGAGAGAGGAGAGAGAGGAGAGUUCGAGGACUAUAACGUUAGGGGCUGGCGACCGCCAGGUGAUCCAGACCCCCAUCGACGACGCGCUUCCUGUCAGCGGCAGCACCGUGGCCCAGCUCUUCAGACAGCUCGGGAUCGUCAACGUGUUGUACCUGUUCUGCGCCGCGCUGACGGAGCACAAGAUCCUGUUCCUGUCCAGCAGCUACCAGAGGCUGACCGACGCCUGCCGGGGACUGCUGGCCAUCAUGUUCCCCCUCAAGUACAGCUUCACCUACGUCCCCAUCCUGCCGGGGAAACUGCUGGAGGUCCUGAGCACCCCCACCCCCUUCAUCAUCGGGGUCAACUCGUUCUUCCGCUCGGAGACGCAAGAGUUGUUGGACGUGAUCAUCGCGGACCUGGACGGCGGCACGGUGACCAUCCCCGAGUGUGUCCACAUCUCCCUGCUGCCCGAGCCGCUCCUCCAGCAGACCCAGACCGUGCUCUCCAUGGUUCUGGAUCCGGAGCUGGAGGUCGCCGAUCACGCCUUCCCCCCUCUCUCCACACAACCCUCGGCACUCAAGAUCCAGGAUAAGGAGAUCCGGGGAGUCUUCCUGUGGCUGUUCGCUCGGCUCUUCCAGGGCUACCGCUGGUGUCUGCACAUCAUCCGCAUUCACCCGGAGCCGGUGAUCCGCUUCCACAAGGCCGCCUUCCUGGGUCAGAGGUCGCUGACGGAGGACGACUUCCUCAUGAAGGUGUUGGACGGCAUGGCGUUUGCCGGCUUCGUGUCGGAGCGAGGGCCCCCUUACAGAGCCACCGACCUGUUCGACGACGUGAGUCUACCAGCUACACCGAGGCUACAUUUACACCACUAG